AUGCCGCCGCUGCAACAAGCUACCUCCCUACCUUAUGCGGGAUACGCAAGCGCACGUACGGGGUUCCGGUCACUAUCCACUGGCUCUCGUCCGUCAUCUAGUCCGGCAGCGCAGCCGAAACAAGAUGCAGCAUAUGACAUGAUCUACGCGGCCAACCAGCCCACUGACUUACCCGAACGCGUGUCCAGCCUCUCUCCUGCAUGGCAAAUCAACGCUGGGAAGAAGAGUAUCACGCGCACCUUUACAUUUACCAGUUUCGCAAAGGCUUGGCGGUUCAUGUCGCUCGUUGCGGAUGAGUGCAAGGUCAAGAAGCAUCAUCCGAGUUGGUCGAACCUGUAUAAUAGGGUCGAGAUUGAGUGGACUACGCAUAAGCCCGAGGGACUGAGUAUCAAGGAUGUGGACAUGGCCGAGUUCUGCGACCGGAAGGCGGCGGAGAUUGGACUGAAGGAACCGGAGUGA
Alternaria metachromatica is the source of this 459-nucleotide messenger RNA. RefSeq lists its product as uncharacterized. Gene Ontology annotation, molecular function: 4-alpha-hydroxytetrahydrobiopterin dehydratase activity. Lineage: Eukaryota; Fungi; Ascomycota; Dothideomycetes; Pleosporales; Pleosporaceae. The coding region runs from base 1 to 459 and encodes 152 amino acids. Gene Ontology annotation, biological process: tetrahydrobiopterin biosynthetic process. The transcript has a single exon. The record is from RefSeq and is a predicted model, not a curated record.